UCGCUUUUGUCUCCGCAGGGCGCUCCCCUCGACGAGGCUGACCACUGUGGCGACCCCCCCAUGCUCCUCGCCGCCGGCAACGGCCACACCGCCUGCUGCGAGCUCCUCAUCAACGAAGGCGCGGACAUCCAGCAGUGCGGCAUCAUGAAGGACACCCCGCUGUCCAGGGCUGCGCACAACGGGCACUUCCAGACCUGCAAGUUUCUCCUUGAGCAGGGCGCCGAGGUGGACGCGAUGGAUCUCGGCGAUAACACGCCGCUGCACUGGGCGUCCAUGCGCGGCCACGUGGAGAUCGUCAACCUGCUGCUGCUGCACGGCGCGGAC
Molecule: messenger RNA, 324 nt
Organism: Micromonas commoda
Lineage: Eukaryota; Viridiplantae; Chlorophyta; Mamiellophyceae; Mamiellales; Mamiellaceae
Exons: 1
Molecular function (GO): protein binding
Source: RefSeq, a predicted model, not a curated record